Molecule: messenger RNA, 1419 nt
Organism: Nelumbo nucifera (sacred lotus)
Lineage: Eukaryota; Viridiplantae; Streptophyta; Magnoliopsida; Proteales; Nelumbonaceae
Product: Cysteine proteinases superfamily protein
Biological process (GO): protein deubiquitination
Molecular function (GO): cysteine-type deubiquitinase activity
Source: RefSeq, a predicted model, not a curated record
GAUUCUGAAUUCUGUCCUUGUGCAUUUCUUUAGAUGUUUUGAUGAAAUUUGAAACCUGCAAAUUGAAUUUUGUUUCUGCUUUCUCUUUCAAUUAUUUCCGCUUCCUCUCAUCCGUUUCUGCCUAAUUUAUGGCUGAAAUGGGUAGGAAAUCUCUGAACCUAGGAUUUUCGAAGUGCUCGAAUUGUUAUUUUUGGUGUUCUGCUUGCGGGGGAAGAUGGAUCUAUAUAAUCGGGGUUUAUGGCUGGUCUAACGUGCAUAACACUUGUAACCCUUUUACUGAUUAUUAUCCGUGAUUCUUCUAGUUUAGCAAACGCUUAGAAUUUAUCCCGACCCAUGAUCAAUAUUUUUCUUUUACAUAAUACCCGUGAUCAUUGCUCUGUUCUUCUUCCCCUCUUUUUUUUUUUCUAUGAACUUCCUGAGUUGACAGUUACCAUAUUUGUCGCGUACCAUUGUUUAUGCUUACUCGAGGUAGACAACUAAUUUGCAAGAAGUAAUUGGUUUGAUUGGCAAUGCCAAUAGGGUGGGCCGCUGUUGUUGAUUUAGUCUUGUAAAGAAGCGGUCUGCAGUUGCUAGGUUACAUAAUGCGGAAUUUCAGUGAAUGUUCCAGUUCCAUGUCAACAAACACUUGCGAGAGUGUCGAGGAUGAUAGGAUGAUUGCUCUUGUACUAACAGAAGAAUACGCAAAAUUAGAUGGUGCCAUAGGAAGACGCCUCUCUAACUUGGCACAUGUGCCUCAUGUUCCACGGAUAAAUUCUUAUAUCCCAAAUUUAAAUGAUGCCGGUCUGGAUCAUCAAAGGCUGCUGCAAAGGCUAAAUGUUUAUGGCUUAUAUGAAGUGAAGGUCUCUGGGGAUGGAAAUUGUCAGUUCCGUGCGCUUUCAGACCAGUUGUACAAGUCACCUGAACAUCACAAGUUUGUUCGCAAGGAGAUUGCAAAGCAGCUUAAAGACUACCGUUCUUUGUAUGAAGGCUAUGUUCCCAUGAAGUAUAAAAGCUAUUGCAAGAAAAUGGCCAGAUCUGGGGAAUGGGGAGACCAUGUCACCUUACAAGCAGCAGCUGACAAGUUUGCAGCGAAGAUAUGUCUUCUAACUUCAUUCAUAAAUACAUGCUUUAUUGAAAUUUUGCCACUACAUCAGACUCCUCAGCGAGAGCUUUGGUUAAGUUUUUGGUCUGAGGUACAUUACAAUUCACUAUAUGAAAUCCGAGAUGUUCCAAUUGAUAACAAGCCCAAGAGGAAACACUGGUUAUUCUAAGGAUGGGGUGGUUUGUAGCUUUAUGGCAUUCAAGAGAUUGUCAAGACCUGUCAUUGUGCAUAAUUAUAGUCCUAAUUAUGGCAUUCGGGAUCUUUUGUUGUCCAUAUAUACCUAACCUGACCUAUGUAUAAAGCUAUACUAUCAAUAUUAAGUGCAUUUAUAUCAUUAA